Messenger RNA from Dendronephthya gigantea, 1173 nucleotides. Its product is annotated as pyrimidine-specific ribonucleoside hydrolase RihA-like. The transcript is spliced from 2 exons. Gene Ontology annotation, molecular function: hydrolase activity, hydrolyzing N-glycosyl compounds. The coding region runs from base 16 to 975 and encodes 319 amino acids. The record is from RefSeq and is a predicted model, not a curated record. Lineage: Eukaryota; Metazoa; Cnidaria; Anthozoa; Malacalcyonacea; Nephtheidae.
UAUACUUCAAAAACCAUGGCGAACAAAGCGAAGGUUAUAAUUGAUACAGACUGUGGUGUGGACGAUGCUCAAGCAAUCCUGAUUACGUUAAGUAAAGAAUUUUCCGACCGUAUUGACGUCGUUGGUAUCACAUGUUGUUCUGGCAAUGUACUAGUUGAUCAAGUUGUCAUAAAUGUGCUUAAAGUUCUCACCGCAGCUGAAAGACUGGAUAUCCCCGUUUACAAAGGAGCUUCUUCACCAUUGCUGCCUGUCAAGUUUGAUGCCUCCCAUUAUCAUGGGGAUGAUGGCCUUGGUGAUUCCAAAGAGGUCCCUGAACCAGAUCUGACUCUUUUACAGAGUGAGCAUGCGGUCAACUAUCUAGUUCGAAUAAGCCAAGAAUGCCGUGGGGAAAUCACUUUGCUUACAAUUGGUCCUCAGACAAACGUCGCUCUUGCUUGCCGCAUGGAUCCAAACUUUGGUAAGAACUUUAAAAAGUUAGUUAUAAUGGGUGGCAACUAUCAAGGCAAAGGAAAUGUUACAAUUUGUAGCGAGUUCAAUUUCCACUUUGACCCAGAGGCAGCUCUGAUAGUUCUUGAGGAGUUCACUUGCCCAAUAAUCAUGGCAACUUGGGAACUAUGUAUAGAAUAUGAAAUCACGCACAAGUUUCUUGCUCAGUGUCUUGAUCAAGGCACAACUAGGAGUAAGUUCGCUAAAAAGAUAACUGCAUUUUCGCAUCAAGUACACCUUGAUCAACUGCAAGGUAUGCCAUCUGAUGUUAUACCAUGUGAUGAGUUUGCAGCAACGAUUGCUACAUGCCCAGAAAUCAUCUUAAAGCAAGAGAAUGUGUAUGCUACUGUGGAAGUGCAGGGCUGUUACACACGUGGUCAAAUGGUUAUUGAUUGGAGAAAUAAGUUGAAGAGAAGAAAAAAUGUUUUUAUUGUCACUCAGAUUGAUAUUGAAAAGUAUAAAUUGAUUUACAAGAAGUCGUUGCAAUGAUGGACAGUCCUAAGAUCUUUAAUUUGGAUAUUGAAUUUUAAACUAAUCAGCAGGUACUGAUUUUGCAAAUUUAGAUUGUCUUGUGUUUGCUUAUCAACUUACCAAAAUAGUCUAGUUUUUAAUUUUUUGUAUUGAUCAUCAAACAAAUCAAAUCCAAACAAAUUCACAACAAUUCAUUUUGUCAUUUAUUACAAAGAU